GCAGUUCAACUUCAACUACUUCAUUCACAGUACAUGAACAUUGCCUUCGCCUUGAAGAAAUUACAUUUGAAGUGUAAUUUGUUUGAAGGUUUCUAUAAGUUCCGGGAAGUUUUUUUCAAACAUCAAUUUGCUAAAAUGGGUUUGCUAACAGAAGGAAGUCCACUAUCUUGGGAAGAAACUAAAGCUCUAGCAGAACAUGUUAGACAACACGGUGUUGAACAAUUUAUUAAUCUUUAUCGAAAGCUGCGGGAUCGCACCGGGGAUGUUCUCAAAUGGGGAGAUGAAGUAGAAUAUAUUAUUGUUAAAUUUGAUGAUGACAAUCAACGUGCAACUGUAAGUUUAAGGGCUGAUGAAAUUUUACCAGAAUUACAGAAAAAGGAAGUGGAAGACCCUGAAAAUGUGAAAUCUCUUUGGAGACCAGAAUAUGGAGCUUACAUGAUAGAAGGCACACCCGGGAAACCGUAUGGAGGUUUAUUGGCUCAUUUUAAUAUAGUUGAGGCAAAUAUGAAAUUUCGGAGAGCUGAAGCAAGUACUUUGUUGAAAGACGGAGAAGUUAUUAUGAGCAUUACUAAUUUUCCAAGGUUAGGUUGUCCAGGCUUUACAACUCCGCCCUACGUAGCAACGCCCGGGAAGGGCGUCACAAUGUCACACUUCUUUCCGGAUGACGGCAUCUACCCUGGACAUCCUAGAUUUAAAACACUCACAUCUAACAUAAGGAACAGAAGAGGAGAGAAAGUUGCAAUUAAUUUACCAAUAUAUCGAGAUACGAAUACAAAGAUACCGGUAGACAAUUACCAUGAGUUGGAGAAAGGCGUGGCCCGUCCCGACUGCGUGUACAUGGAUGCCAUGGGCUUCGGGAUGGGCUGUUGUUGUCUUCAACUCACGUUCCAAGCGUGCUGCAUCAUUGAAGCUCGCACACUGUACGACCAGUUGGCGCCACUGUGUCCUAUAAUGCUGGCGCUGUCAGCCGCAUCGCCGAUCUACCGCGGGUACCUGACCGACGUGGACUGCCGGUGGAACGUAAUAUCCGCAUCCGUCGACGACCGCACAAGGCAAGAGCGGGGCGUGGAGCCGCUCACACAUGACAAGUUUCGCAUUCAGAAGUCGAGAUACGACUCCAUUGAUUCGUACUUGUCGCCGGAACAUGAGAAGUAUAACGACAUCCCGAUAGUGCACGACCCCGCCAUCUAUCGGCGGCUGCGGGAGGGCGGCAUCGACCACCCGCUGGCGCUGCACGUGGCCCACCUCUUCAUCAGGGACUCCGUCUCGCUGUUCUCAGAGAAGGUCAACCAGGACGACAGCAACGACACUGAUCACUUUGAGAACAUACAGUCAACUAACUGGCAGACGAUGCGCUUUAAGCCGCCUCCCCCCAACUCGCCGAUCGGGUGGCGGGUGGAGUUCCGGCCGUGCGAGGCUCAGCUCACGGACUUCGAGAACGCGGCCUACGUCUGCUUCGUGGUGCUCCUCACCAGGGUCAUACUCUCCUACCGGCUCACCUUCGUGAUGCCCAUCAGCAAGGUAGACGAGAACAUGCAGCGGGCACAGAAGCGUGGUGCGUGCACGCAGGAGCGGUUCUGGUGGCGCCGCGACGUGCGCUCGCUCGACGCCGAUCACUACGCCGAGAUGUCGCUGGACGAGAUCGUCAACGGAAAGGACGGCGUGUUCCCGGGCCUAAUUCCGCUGAUCGAGACCUACUUGUCCGGUAUGGACGUCGAUGCUGACACGCACUGCUCGGUGCAGCAGUACUUGAAGCUGAUCCAGCGGCGGGCCAGCGGGGAGAUAUCCACCAUGGCCACCUGGAUGAGGGACUUUGUCACCAAACACCCGCAAUACCAAAAAGAUUCCGUCGUGACGGAGAAAAUAAACUACGAUCUGUUGAAAACCGCCCACGGGAUCCAGACGGGCAACAUUCCGGCACCAACGCUGCUCGGCAGCAGCAACAUCUCAAAAACUAAUGAAGACAUUCCAAAGGCAUUUACUAAGAUGAUGAAUCGGGACUGCCCCUAACCUGUGCAUGCUCAUACUUAGUAUACGUAUUAGAUAGAAGUUACACUGUAAAGGUCGGACUGCAUUUGAGCGGCGCUGCGCGGCGCUGCGCGGUGCGUCGCUUCACGUGGGAGGCUUUUUGCACAGGAUGCCGGCUAGAUAAUGGGUACCACAACGACGCUUAUUUCUGCCGUGAAGCAGUAAUGUGUAAACAUUAUUGCGUUUCGGUCUGAAGGGCGCCGUAGCUAGUGAAAUUACUGGGCAAAUGCGACUUAACAUCGUAUGUAUCACGGUGACGAGCGCAAUUGUAAUGCCGCUCAGAAAUCUUGGGUUUUUCAAGAAUCCUGAUGGGCAGGGCAGGGCGUAUCAAUUACCAUCAGUUGAACAUCCUGUUCGUCUCGUCCCUUAUUAAAAAAAAAAAAACAAAAACAAAAAACGUCACUCGACGGUACCUAUCCCAUUACAAGUGCAGUAAGCGGCAGCUCGCGUCAUUUCUAUACCAGUUCGUUAGUGACGAUUAUUUGGUCAUUCUUUCUUUAUAUGCAGAAGAAGAACGAAUUAUGGUAGAGAAAAAAAACAAAUGGAUUGCUGAGAUACCUAGCUCACGCUAUCAAGAAGGCGAAUAUCACUAUAUUUUGUUUCCUCGCCUUAUAAAUGACUCGGCACAAUUUCACACUUUUUUUGUGAUGUCGAAGACAAAAUUCUUUUUUUUUGACUUAACAAUUAACAGUACGCAUACUGAAGCGACGCACCGCUUCCUGUGUCGCACUGGGCGUCGCUGCACGUCAAAUUAUUCUCUCGGAGACAAGCCGCGACAAAAUGAUUGAAAUAAUAUUUCAAAGAUUUGUGCCGCACUGUGCAGCGCCGCUGUAAUGCGGUCCGGCUCUUACAGGAACCAGAACAGUGUAACUGCCCCCGAAAUUCACAAAUUAAAUACUUAAAUACACAGUGUGCUUAAAAUACGUAUUAAACCACAGACUUAGAACAUACUAUAUGUUUUAAAACUUUUAUCAUCGCGGAACUUUUACAUUGUAAUUAUUAUGACGGGUACUCACGGUAUAUAUUCUAUUGAUGUGAUGCCGAUAUUUCGAUCCAAUUGCAUGAAUCGUGGUCACGGCGGGUAGGGUGUGUGUGUAAAUUAAUUUAAUUUAACUGUUUUUUGUCAAUGGUCAACAGGUUGAAAAAACUGUUAAAUCGUCAACGGGUUUUGAAAAACCGGUUAAUGUAUUUAUAAAUAAUUUAGGUUUUUUAUUAGGUUUAUAUUUCGUCAAUAUAAUGCCAAGUCAACGUUUUAGUUCGCAAAUUCGUCAACUGUUUUGAAUUAAACUGUUUUAGUGAGGCAUUCAAUUUCUUCAUUUAUUGCGAGUUACGGACGAAGACGUUGAUUGAAUUUAUUAGCUUAUUAUGUUCAACAGGUUUUGUCGUUGAAGAAUAACAGUUAAUUCGUUAACGGAUAUAAAACUGUUAAUAAAAACAGAUUAUUGAUUUAACGACCACCUCUAACGGCGGGACUCCGGAGGCGGUGAGAAACACUUGACACAUUGUCAUUAAUAGUACAUCAAUCUGUCCACAUGGCGCCUAGUUCAUUUUGGUCUUUGAUUCCCUAAUUUCGACACACUCUACUGACGACAUCCAUACUUUCGGAUAUUUUUGUUGCAUUUGUACUGCAGAGAGAGACCACGGGAUUCCAUGUUUGCGCUAGCCUAAAACCAUCCUCCCUAUUAAAAUUGUUAGGAUGCUUUUUAAUUUCUAUAGCUUCUCUAACAAGCCGUGGGAUUUAUUGGCGUUCAGCAGAAUUCACUCGUGGGUUGCGCAGCUCGAUCGAGUGGUUGAUACCGGCUUUAAACAAGUGUUCGGCUGUUGCAAAUUUUUUAGGAUCGUUAUUUUUUUAUUCAUGCAAUUGGAUCAAAAUAUCGGCAUCUAAUCAAUAAAAUAUAUGUCGUGAGUACGUGAUAAUAAUUACAAUGUUAGAACAUACUAAGCGUAUAGACGAUCUGACAGUCCGAUAAUACGUAACCAAUUUUGACUUGUCAAUUUAUGUAUUAGCUUCUUUGAUAUAAAAUAUACUAAGGAGCUAAUUCCACAUUGGUAACAGGAACAAUAGAUUCGCUUUCCUUUUCUACCUUGCUGUGUCUUAGAGAUAUUCUUCUCUCUUGCACACUUUGUUGGUCUGUACACUAGAAUAUUUUAUUAUUAAUUUUAUCAAGAAAAUUGUAUGUUUGAAACAGGUUUACGUAUUAUUUGCUAGUGCAAUAAAACCUUAUUUUCUUUCGAAUUUAUUUCAUUUACACGUAUUAUGCAGAAAAUUUGCUGUUAAACGUGGUCUUUGUACUCAUUUUUACUAGUAUAGAAAUGUUAAAUACCUUGAGCAAUGUCGUUUUAACAUAGCUUUUAAUUAUAGAUAUUGAUUUUACAAAUAUUAUAUUGGGUUGUAUGAACUUCACGCUUUUAGUUCCAUAGUUGCACGGCUUAGCCUAGCAUUUUGUUUUAUGUGGGUACUUUAGUAUUUUUUUUAUUUAAAAUUCACAUUAAAAUUAUUUGAAUCGUGAUCUACGUGUAGUUAUUAGAGUUACUAGCCGCAAAUGAUUUGCAGAGGAAAAUGUUGCAAAUGCAAUAUAUCCACAGAAUAAUAAAUAACAGUAGUUAGAAAUGCGAAAUACCGAAACGCGAAUGAGUCGUCUCCUGUCAAAUGAGAGACUCCUGUCGCUAAACACAAAUAUUUUUUAUCUUUUAGCGGCUCUUUUGAUACUCGCCGUACAUUGCACUGUCAAAAUGCAAUUGGUUGGGCAAGUCUUUAGUUCAGUCGAUACAAGCCUUAAUCAUACAGGUUGUAUAUUUAAAAAUAAUCGACAGAAAGGGUAAACGAAAUAGCUGUUCUCAACGGAUAUUCAAGUUUCAAAAGAGACUGGCAUGGAUACAAACAGUAGAGAAAGAGAUAGAAAGCCAUGUCAGUCACGUACUCUGACAUGAGUGAAAACGAUAGAGGCCACGCCCACUGAGGUGGGGGGCGCGGGAUUGUAAGUCUAACCCUCGUACGAACGUACGUAUAAAAGAUUCUCCUCAACCUCCAACAUAGGUCAACAACACGCGGUGGCCGAGUAAAACUCUCGCUAACAAGUGUUAUUUAAAGUCGCUACUAGUAAAUUAUAAUUUCCCGAGUGGAGUGGCCGUUUAUUGUUGUCAUCCGUAGUCAUCCCGUCGAAAAAUUUACGCCGUACAAAGAUUCAGUUCAAAUCGGGUGCGGGGACGCUCUAAUGGGGUAUGACCUUAAGACUCCGACAAACAACGCAGUAGCCACAGACUCUGACCAGUGCCUUCUUGUGGAAUACGUGUUAAUAUUAAUGUUAUCGUUUCUUAAAAUAAUUAUGUAGUUGAAUUGUAUUGUUAGUAAUGUAAUGUUGAGACUACUAUGAUUUGGUCACAUGUAAAUUAAAUUUUUAAAUGGU
Messenger RNA from Leptidea sinapis, 5435 nucleotides. RefSeq names its product glutamate--cysteine ligase catalytic subunit (gene Gclc). The transcript is spliced from 11 exons. Lineage: Eukaryota; Metazoa; Arthropoda; Insecta; Lepidoptera; Pieridae. Gene Ontology annotation, biological process: glutathione biosynthetic process. Bases 34 to 2010 code for a protein of 658 amino acids. Gene Ontology annotation, molecular function: glutamate-cysteine ligase activity. Gene Ontology annotation, cellular component: glutamate-cysteine ligase complex. The record is from RefSeq and is a predicted model, not a curated record.